CGACAAUUUUACUUUUUAUUUUGCAGACCAAAUUUCUUUCGUAUCUCAAUUUUUCUGCCGAACCCGAUCUCAGCGUUAUUGCUUCUUUAUUUAACCAAGAUUCCUCUGCUUACUUUAACAAACGUAUUUUAUCAUCAAUUGCUCGGCUAGCACUUGAAUUACCCAAACAAAUAAAACAACCAAUUCGCGCUAUUAGAAGGGAGGGAAACGGCUCUCUAACUUUAAGCCAACUUCAGAUUGCUUCACUUUUAGCGAAUGCUUUUUAUUCAACUUUUACUGCUCGAAAUUUUGGAGAAUUUAAUAGAAUUAAUUUUAUCAGGUUUUUUUAAGCUUUUUACUCGCAAAACUCCCAAGGCACCAGAAAAAUUAAAAUGUAUUUUGCACUAUUUUUCUCAAUUUUUUAAAAAUCCUCCAAAUGGGACAGUUUCAAUUAUUCGUCAAAAACUUAAUUGUGAAUUGGAACCAAAAUGGGAUGAAAUUGAAUUUCCUUUAGUUAAUUUAAAUGCUUUACCCAAUGGAAGAAUAGAAAAUGAGGGAGAAAAGAUGACUCAAGUAGAUUUUGCAAAUGAAUAUAUUGGUGGGGGUGUACUUGGAUAUGGACUUGUACAGGAAGAAAUUCGUUUCCUAAUAUGCCCAGAAUUAAUCAUUUCUUGCCUUGUAUGUGAAAAGAUGGAAAAGAAUGAAGCAAUAUUAAUUAUUGGAGCAGAAAGAUACUCAGAUUAUCAAGGUUAUGGAAGUACUUUUUGUUGGAAAUAUCGUCAAAGAGAUGUUUCUUCGCAAAGAGAUGCCAUGGGAAGAGUAAUGUCAGAAUUAUUAGCAAUUGAUGCACUCAACUUUACCCAUCCUUUAGAUCAGUUUUUUGAAGGAUAUAUUCGUCGUGAACUUCGCAAAGCAUUUAUAGGAUUUGCGAUACGUACAGCUUGGAGUUUUGAUCAAAUAGCUACAGGCAAUUGGGGAUGUGGAGUUUUUGGAGGAGAUUUGCACUUAAAAAGCCUUAUUCAACUAAUGGCGGCUUCCCUUGCAUGCCGUCCCCUCGUCUUUUUCACAUUUGGAAAAAAAUUGUUUGCACAAGAAUUGGAAGAAACUGUAAAAUUGUUGCAAGCAGAAGGGUUUACUAUUGGCAAGCUUUACCGGUUAAUCAUUAAAUAUUGUAAAUUUGGAAUUGCUCGGCCAAAAAGUCUUUUUGGAUGGAUAAAGGAGAAUUAUAAAGAUUUUGUAUAA
Molecule: messenger RNA, 1221 nt
Organism: Meloidogyne enterolobii
Lineage: Eukaryota; Metazoa; Nematoda; Chromadorea; Rhabditida; Meloidogynidae
Source: the annotation of a GenBank genome assembly